AUGUAUUGUACCUGGAAGCUUAAAGAAUUGAAAGACGAACUAAAAAAACGAGGAGCGAAGAUAACUGGAAAGAAAGCAGAUCUUGUGGAGAGGUUAGAAUCAUAUGACCGAAAUUUUAAUUUCGGCAAUCAAAGCCCUCCAGCUUCUCAAAGUCAAGCAAUUGAUGUUCCUGCUGUUGAACUUUACCAGGACGUUAAUAGCUCCACGAUAUUGCCAAAGAUUACCAAAAAACAUAUUCAAUGUUAUUUUGAUAGAUUCAAUAGAAAUAUCAGUGAUGCUGUAAAGUUGUAUGAAUCGAGAUACCUUCUUAUUUUGCGAUCAACAACAUUUGCUGAAGAUACAUACUUAAAAGGUUUUUGCAAAGCAUCUAUGAAACAACUACAAUAUGAGGUAAACAUCAAAUUAAAUAAUGAUGGAAUGCCUGAAGAAGCAACAUGUGAAUGUGCAGCAGGAGAAGGCAAAGAAGCCCAUUGUAAACAUGUAGCUGUGUUGGAUGGAAAUCCAGCACAUUCAGGGGUGCGUGUAAGAAAGCGUCUCUCUGAAAUGUUUGGGGAGCAAAUAAUAGCACGACAUGGACCACACACUUGGCCGGCACAGUCAAAAGAUCUCUCGCCACUUAUUAGAUUAUUUGGAGGAUUCUUAAAGAAUCAGGUUUAUGCUCGUGAUGUGCAAACAGAACAAGAGAUGCACACUAGAAUUGUUGAAGCAUUUGUUAAACUAAAAAAAAAGGCUGCAAAUGGCAACAUACUAAAAGAAAUACUGGAUAAUGUGCUUAAACGAUGUCAGUCUCUAGUUUGA
This is a messenger RNA of Parnassius apollo (apollo), 798 nucleotides long. NCBI's taxonomy places the organism in Eukaryota, Metazoa, Arthropoda, Insecta, Lepidoptera, Papilionidae. The record is from the annotation of a GenBank genome assembly.